UGUUCCCUGUCGCCGUUGCGUCCCCUCUGCCUCGGAACGCCUCCCCGGCUGGCUCCAUCUCGCAGCUCUGGUGGCAAGGCAGGGAGCAAUGCCCAGAAGUGCCGUCCGGUGCCGAGCCUCCCUUCCCAUCGCACAGCGGAGCCGCUCCCCUUAGCCCUCCCCCCAGCCCUUCCCCGCAGUGGCUCCUGCUGCUCCGCGGAGCCGGUAGUAGUAUCCCAUUGCUGCCUUGUACAGUGGAGUUAGAAGUGAUAGGAGACACAUUAAUAAGUCAGAACUGUCUUUGCAAAAAUGUUUACUCGGAUAACUGCAGGUCACAGAAGUCCAUGACAGACACACAGAAUUCCUGUAAAUACUAGUAAAUAUUGCUGGUGGUGUGCAUUCUGGAGAUAUAUUUUUCCUACAGAUACUACCAAGGCUUUGCGAAUGGGAUGAACGUGCUGCUGUUAACUGCUUACUGACAGUAACCAGCUGGGCACUUUACCAGUGAUGUUUUCAUUCUCACAUUGUCCAACUGGAGUUUGCUUAUACUGAUUUUUAAAAAGAGGAAGAAAUCAAAGUGGAGUACCGUAAACUUGACAUGGAGAAUAAAAAGAAAGACAAGGACAAGGCAGAUGAAAGAAUGGCACGGCCUAGUGGGAGGUCAGGCCAUAAUCCACGUGGAACUGGUUCUUCAAAUUCUGGAGUGUUAAUGGUUGGACCUAACUUCAGAGUUGGCAAAAAAAUUGGAUGUGGUAAUUUUGGAGAACUACGGUUAGGAAAAAAUUUAUACACAAGUGAAUAUGUGGCAAUUAAGCUGGAGCCAAUGAAGUCGAGAGCACCACAGCUACAUUUGGAAUACAGAUUCUACAAGCAGCUAGGAUCUGGAGAUGGAAUACCUCAGGUUUACUAUUUUGGCCCAUGUGGCAAAUAUAAUGCUAUGGUGCUAGAACUACUUGGACCUAGUCUGGAAGAUUUAUUUGACUUGUGUGGUAGGACAUUUUCUCUUAAAACGGUUCUUAUGAUAGCCAUACAGUUGAUUUCUCGUAUGGAAUAUGUCCAUUCAAAGAACUUGAUAUACAGAGAUGUAAAACCUGAGAACUUCUUAAUAGGACGACCUGGAAAUAGAACCCAGCAAAUCAUUCAUAUUAUAGAUUUUGGUUUGGCAAAGGAGUAUAUAGAUCCAGAAACAAAGAAGCACAUACCAUAUCGAGAACACAAGAGCCUUACAGGAACGGCUAGAUACAUGAGUAUAAAUACACAUUUAGGAAAAGAGCAAAGUAGAAGAGAUGAUUUGGAAGCUUUAGGUCAUAUGUUUAUGUAUUUUCUCAGAGGAAGCCUUCCAUGGCAAGGUUUAAAGGCUGAUACAUUAAAAGAACGUUACCAGAAAAUUGGAGACACAAAACGAGCAACCCCUAUAGAAGUAUUGUGUGAAAACUUCCCAGAGGAAAUGGCUACAUAUCUACGUUAUGUAAGAAGGCUAGAUUUUUUUGAAAAGCCUGACUAUGACUACUUAAGAAAGCUCUUCACAGACUUACUUGAUCGGAAAGGCUAUAUAUUUGAUUAUGAAUAUGACUGGAUUGGCAAGCAGUUGCCUACUCCAGUGGGUUCAAUACAUUCAGACCCUGCACUGCCUUCAAACAGAGAAGCAUAUCAGCACAGAGAUAAAAUGCAACAAUCCAAAAAUCAGUCAACAGACCAUAGGGCAGCUUGGGACUCACAGCAAGCCAAUCCACAUCAUUUGAGGGCUCACCUAGCAGCUGACAGACAUGGUGGCUCGGUACAGGUAGUAAGCUCAACAAACGGAGAACUGAACACAGAUGACCCAACUGCAGGCCGUUCAAAUGCACCCAUCACAGCUCCUGCAGAAGUAGAAGUAAUGGAUGAAACUAACUGCCAGAAAGUGUUGAACAUGUGGUGCUGCUGUUUUUUCAAGCGGAGGAAAAGGAAAACCAUUCAGCGCCACAAAUGACUAGAACCAAGCAGAACAUGGGAAAUUGCUUAUUUGUUCAACUGCUGUCUUCUGAUCUUAAAAACACAAACAAAAAGCCCCAACCAAACUCCAUAAUGACCACACUUCUCCAAGGACUCCCUUAGAAACAAUGUCAUGUGUGUGUGCUUUGAUUUGAUUCUCCUGCAUCCAUCUUUUGUUUCUUUAAUUCGUCUGUUCUGAAAGCUUUAAUGAUUUGUCAAAUAUGAGUGCUCCUUUGACCAUCAACAAAUGGACCAAUGAAAUGGUACAAAUGAACAGUAUCUUCAGCAAAACUAAGCUUGAAAAAUAUUUCUCCUGUCCUAGGAAGUACUAGCAGCGUCUUAGCUGAAGACAGAUGUCAUAAAUCUGGUACCUGAGUUCGUAGUAGUGUAUCAAAAGCAGUUUUCUUAAAUGCAGAAGAAAAAUACAAAUGCACAACCAUAUAGAAAAACAAUAAAAUCUUCAGAUUUCUGAUACCUGCAUUGAUUUUUAUUUUUCUUUUCUCCCAGUAUUACUGAGGAGAACUGUAGUCAAAUUGUAUCAGCAUUAAACGCUGUCUGUGAUAUUGUGGUACAGUCACUGUCUAGAGAUACUGAGGAGUCUGAUUUAACUGUUGAUGGUUGUCUAAAUGCUGGCAAUACUACUGAACAGAGAGUAUUUCCAGUAGCCUCUGGAUUUGAAGACCUGCUUUUGUUAUGUCUACAAUGGAAUUGCAGUACAGUAGAAAUGACAAGAGUGUUUGUAUGAAGAAUACAGAAUUUUGUAUAAGUUGUGUUUCCAGUAAUAUUAGUAGGAUUGAAAUGCCUUCAAAAGAGGAUCUACAGAGGAAUUAUAAAAGAAGAAAUAAAUGUGGAUCUGGUUAAAGUGGAAUUAGUAUUAAAGCCUAUAUGUUCACUAUGGUAAUUAAUGGUUGACAGCAUCUUUAACUUGAAAAUAUGGAUGUGCCAUGUAAUGUUAGAGAUCUGUUUGUAAAGGAUUUUAUUCUUUUGAUUUAGAGAACAAAUGCAAUGGAAGUGGGUUAGACUUCUUUCUCUGCUUACUAGCCCACAGCACCCAAAAUUUCCUGAGAUUUCUUUUUUCCUGGAAAUGUCUUGUCUUUCAGCGUAAUGUCACUGCUAUAGUAGGAUGGCAAGGAUGUGACAGGUUACUUCCCCGCAGUCCAAUGAAGUGCCUGCAGCAUGAACAAACCAACAGUUCUAUAGACAAGGCAGCCCAUUUCGUGUUUUCUUCUUCAGAAAAUAUAUGCUUCUUUUAAAGCCAUAAUGAGAGGUGUGAUUUUGUCAUGUUAAGCUGCCAGUUGUUUGAAGAAGGGUUGUGAAAGAUGGAAGUGACUAGGCAGACUUGUUGACCAAAACUCAGAUUAUCUCAAUUUUUUAUAACUCUUCUAGAGCUAAUUAGCAUUUUUUCUAUCCACACAUGCCUUUUGGCUUACGUAUUUAUUUUUAAUCUAUUUUGCCAGUAGCAUUUAAAAUGUAUAUUAAAAUAAAUGCACACCUUUGAAUUCAUUAUUGUAUUUACAAGGAUUUUAAUUAUAUUUUGUAAUUUAUUUUUCCUUAACAGCCAGAAGUGUAUUUUAUUGUUUUAAUUAUGUGCUCAUAUAUAUACUUUGAUCUUUGUCAUUAUUACUGUUCAUGAUCUUAAGUUUUUGUUUUAAAAAAACUGAACUUGGCCUACAAAAACAUACUGUGUAACAGAUUGCAAGUUUCCACUCCACCAGUUGUUGUUAUUAUCUCAAACUCAUGAAUUUACUACUUCGUUUUUGUUUGAGCUGAAAAGGUAGGAAGUGACUUGACCGUUCUGGUAUGAAAACACAUCCUUCUUUGUAGUACUUGACCAAAUUUGUUACUUUGUAAUAUUUGUAAGUACAUGUGGUAUGUGUAGUUUUCACACACCUGAUGGGGUUUAUUCUCAGAGGUUUUUGACCUGUACAUUGUUUGUAUGAUCUGAACUCCAUACACAUAACAAAAAAGUGUGUAUAUUAUUGAUUUCAAAUAUUUGAAUAUAUAAAAGCUGUUUAUUUGCUGAAAUGACCAGUAUCUAGGCACUUGCUUUUCAGCAAUAUUUUUUUAAGUGCUGGAUUUUAAUGCUGAAGAAAUUUUUCUUCCAGCAAAGCAAAGCAGUCAGUACUAAUGCAGGUAUGUUCAAGUUAUGCCAAGAUGGUUUGCAUUUAUAUCUUUUUUUCUGUCUAAACUAAUUAAGUGAACAUUGGCUGGAUGUCUAAAAAUGAAAUACAUCCCUGUUUAAAUGUAAGACAAAAAAAUAAAGAUAGUUUUUUAAAACUUGCCUUUCCCCCCCCCUUUCCUACAGUCUUGGAUGAAAUAAUGGAAACUGAAAGAAUUGCUACCUGAAAUGCUACCUCAACAUUGCAGUUAGUUAUGUUUGCUUAGUUAACAGAUGUUACUGUUAUAUGCUUUAAUACACCUAAUGAUAACAAUAGAGUGAAGAGGCCUCAAUGCCUGCAUGUUUGUAACUAGGAAAUCUACUCAGGGUCUCCAUGGAUUAAAGUCUAUGCUCUCUGUGCCUCCUAGAA
Molecule: messenger RNA, 4478 nt
Organism: Grus americana (Whooping crane)
Lineage: Eukaryota; Metazoa; Chordata; Aves; Gruiformes; Gruidae
Gene: CSNK1G3
Product: casein kinase 1 gamma 3
Exons: 15
Coding region: 578-1948 (456 amino acids)
Biological process (GO): peptidyl-serine phosphorylation; signal transduction; endocytosis
Cellular component (GO): cytoplasm; nucleus; plasma membrane
Molecular function (GO): protein serine/threonine kinase activity; ATP binding
Source: RefSeq, a predicted model, not a curated record